AUUUCCUUAUGCUCAUUGAGUGUGGAUCAUUACUUCUUCCCAAUUUAUAGGUGGAAGUCUUGCAAUUAUGAAUAGAAGGAUGCCUACCUUUGAUGUCGUAAUUGUCAUUUGCAUUUUUAGCGAAUCUGAUGUUUGCAAAUUGCUUCAUCAAUAGAUAAUUGUUAUUGACCACAUUAUAUGUAGAAGACAUGCUUAUGACCUUCAUUGCCAUCUUGCAUUAUUGCUUCUAUCUACCAAGAAUGCAACAGAGAAAAGCAGGGUUUAACUAGAACUACGUUGAUGUUGGAAGUGGCCCAGUUACGAAGAAAGGCCGACAUGUCAUAGAUCAACGACAGUAACAAAAACAGGAGAAGAUUCCUUUCUUUCAGAUUCAAAAUAUCUUACUAGAGAUGAUUGAAAGAGGGCCAGCUAAGAACGAAGCUGAACAUGUCGUUUGAUACUUAUAAUCAUCAUCCCCUCCAUAAAUCACUCAUAUGGCCAGAAAAUCACCCCGUUCCAUCCUCAGAAGAGCUCCCCCUCGCCUGCUCUUGAUCCUUCUCUUCAUAACCAUCCCUGCUUGCAUGAUCGCAAUAUUCACACAUGGCCAGAAGAUCUCCUACUUCUUCCGCCCUCUCUGGGACAGCCCCCCACGACCGUUCAUCCGCAUUCCCCAUUACUACGCCGAGAACGUCUCAAUGCAACACCUCUGCCACCUCCAUGGUUGGUCCCUCCGCUCUAAACCCCGCCUUGUGUUCGAUGCGAUCCUCUUCAGCAACGAGCUUGACAUCCUUGAGAUCCGGUGGCGUGAGCUCCUCCCUUACGUUCACAAAUUCAUCCUCCUGGAGUCAAACACAACCUUCACUGGCAUUCCCAAACCACUCUUCUUCUCUGAGAACCGCCAGCAGUUUGACUUUGUGGGCGAUAAGAUUGUCCAUGCCACAACCCCAGUGCAGGGCACUGAUGUGAGCCACAGGGACCCAUUCACCCAUGAGGCACAGCACCGCAGGGCCGUUGAUGCACUCAUUCGCCAUGCGGGGGUUUCAGUAGGAGACCUGCUCAUAAUGUCGGACACUGAUGAGGUGCCAAGCCCGCACACAGUGAGGCUUCUCCAAUGGUGUGACGGGCUCCCACCUGUGAUGCACCUGGAGCUGAAGAACUACAUGUAUUCUUUCGAAUUCCCUGUGGAUUUCAGCAGUUGGCGGGCCACAGCCCACAUUGUGGGGCCGAGGACACGGUACCAGCAUUCCCGUCAGACAGAUCUUCUAUUUGCUGAUGCAGGGUGGCAUUGCAGCUUUUGCUUCCGACGGAUAAAAGAUUUUGUGUUUAAGAUGACAGCAUACAGCCAUGCCGACCGUGUGAGGAGUCCAGAUUUUCUGAGCUACUGGAGGAUACAGAGGAUUAUCUGUCGUGGCAACAAUCUUUUCGACAUGCUGCCAGAGGAGUAUACCUUUAAGGAGCUUAUUCAUAAGAUGGGAUCAAUUCCAAAGUCAGUGUCAGCUGUUCAUCUUCCAUCUUCUCUAUUACAGAAAGCUGAGAAGUUCAGGUUCCUUCUGCCUGGCGGAUGUUUACGGGAGCAUGGCUGAAGUUUUUUUGGGCCAAGUAAUCGCCAAAAUUCAAAUUUUCAAAUAAGGAUACAAUGGUUUUUCUUAAUGACAAAAAGGAAAAAAAGAGUUGAAGAUUA
Molecule: messenger RNA, 1660 nt
Organism: Magnolia sinica
Lineage: Eukaryota; Viridiplantae; Streptophyta; Magnoliopsida; Magnoliales; Magnoliaceae
Exons: 3
Coding region: 474-1562 (362 amino acids)
Biological process (GO): protein N-linked glycosylation; N-acetylglucosamine metabolic process
Cellular component (GO): membrane
Molecular function (GO): beta-1,4-mannosylglycoprotein 4-beta-N-acetylglucosaminyltransferase activity
Source: RefSeq, a predicted model, not a curated record